AUGGUGACCCUUAGCGUCGCGGGCACCGGAAGUUGGCGCAAGGAAGAUGGCGAGCUAUGGAUUAGAGUAUUUGGUGCAGAUCAAGAGAAGAAGAUCGCCAAAGGUCGAUUGUUGCUGGAUCGGUGUCUGCUGCGCGAGAACCGAUGGGUCAAGAAAAUUCUUGUCGAACUCCGUGCCUUGAGCGAUGAGGUCAUAAGCUUUGAGCUCUGGCGAAGUACUUCUCAGUCGAUCGAGUUCCUGCAGUUUGUCACAAGCUGGAGCGUGAACUUGGCUCAGUGGACUCAGUCCGGUGUUGCGAGACGAUGGUACAAAGUCAGGAAUGGCCGGCAGCAACAAUUCGACAGCUUAAACGAGAAAACAAAUGAAGUUUCGUAUUGUGAAAAUGAGAAUGAGCUUCAGAGCUCGUCAGCUUAUAUAUGUUUGGCAGCUUUUGGCGCCAAAAAUCUGGACGUCGAAUGCUUGGAAUCGUCACAACCAAAGGAAGCUACUGCCUGCAAAACUUCGUCUUUUGAAUUUAUACUUCCUCGCGUAGCUAUUUCGAAAAGUAGAGAGCUGCAAGCAGUACGAAUUGGACAAAUUGUAAACGAGGUCCGAUUCGAUAUUUUGCAAGAUCUGAUUCCUUUGACGCUUUACGGGCACGAUGGUAAUAAAAAGCAGCCAUCAGCAGGAACGGUAACCAAGCUAGAGGACGGAAUGAUGAAAGCGCUGGUGCUACUGCAGCUUUCGUGUCAGUACGUAAAUUACUGCAUCAGUGAGCUGCAUCAAUAUUCCAGUAAGCUUGAGAAUCGAAAGGAGAGAUUAGAAAAGAAAAAAAAUCGAGUCAAACAUCGCCGAAAAAUUCUUUGCGAGCAAAAGAUUAACGUGCUUCGUGAGGUUGAGGGGUCAACGAAAUCGCUAGGCACGGUCCAAACGCUUCUUAAGGAACUGGACCCAGAGAUAUUGGCUUAUUUGCAAAAUGACCACGAGAUGACUUUUGAAGAGGUGACAGAAAGCGUGGAUCAGCAUAUAUAG
Plasmopara halstedii is the source of this 1011-nucleotide messenger RNA. RefSeq lists its product as uncharacterized. The coding region runs from base 1 to 1011 and encodes 336 amino acids. NCBI's taxonomy places the organism in Eukaryota, Oomycota, Peronosporomycetes, Peronosporales, Peronosporaceae. The transcript is spliced from 4 exons. The record is from RefSeq and is a predicted model, not a curated record.